UGACCAAAGUGUCCCAAAAAUACACUGGCCUCGGUAGGAACAGCAACUUCAGCAGAAACUUUAGAGUUGGUUUCACGAAGAAGACGUUGUUUUUGUGGUUCCCCGACCCAUUCUACGAUUGAUAAACCACAAAAGAAGAACAUAACAGCACUGACAAGCAAACGCAGCUGAUCUGAAAUACAAAGAAAACAAACAAUGGGUGUCCCGAAAUUUUAUCGGUGGAUUUCGGAGCGCUAUCCUUGUCUGAGCGAAGUUGUAAAGGAGCACCAGAUUCCAGAAUUUGAUAACCUCUAUUUGGAUAUGAAUGGAAUUAUUCAUCAGUGCUCGCAUCCUAAUGAUGAAGAUGUCCACUUUCGAAUAUCAGAAGAAAAAAUAUUUACAGACAUCUUCCAUUAUUUAGAAGUGCUGUUUCGCAUUAUUAAGCCAAGGAAAGUUUUUUUCAUGGCAGUUGAUGGGGUUGCCCCAAGAGCAAAAAUGAACCAGCAGCGUGGAAGGCGUUUUAGGUCUGCAAAAGAAGCGGAAGAAAAAAUCAAGAAGGCAGUAGAAAAGGGAGAGACUCUUCCUACAGAGGCCAGGUUUGACUCCAAUUGUAUUACACCAGGGACGGAAUUCAUGGCCAGACUUCAUGAGCAAUUAAAGUAUUUUGUAAAUAAUAAGAUAACUACAGACAAGUCAUGGCAAGGGGUCAAAGUGUUCUUAUCAGGUCAUGAGACACCUGGUGAAGGGGAACAUAAAAUCAUGGAAUUCAUUAGGUCUGAAAAAGCAAAGCCUAAUCAUGAUCCCAAUACAAGACACUGCCUUUAUGGUCUAGAUGCUGAUCUGAUCAUGCUUGGAUUGACAAGCCAUGAGCCACACUUCUCUCUUUUGAGGGAGGAAGUCAGGUUUGGUGGGAAAAAAUCACAGAAAAGGAUAACUGCCCCGGAAGAAACAACAUUUCAUUUAUUGCAUUUGUCACUAAUGAGAGAGUAUAUUGACUAUGAGUUUUCAAUAUUACGGAAAACUAUUCCAUUUCAUUAUGACCUUGAGCGUAUAAUUGAUGAUUGGAUUUUGAUGGGGUUUCUCGUGGGAAAUGACUUUAUACCUCAUCUACCUCAUUUGCAUAUAAACCAUGAUGCACUGCCACUACUUUACAGAACUUAUAUUAGUGUCUUGCCAAAACUGGGGGGUUACAUUAAUGAAAAUGGAAAUUUAAAUCUGAAUCAUUUUGAGAAGUAUCUUGGAAAGCUUUCAGAGUUUGACCGAGAGCACUUUAGUGAAGUGUUUGUAGAUCUGAAGUGGUUUGAGAGCAAAGUUGGAAAUAAAUACUUAAAUGAGGCUGCAGGCAUGGCAGCUGAAGAAGCAAGAAAUCAUAAAGGGAAAAGACUCAAGAAACAAGAAGAUGCCCUUUGUUUAGCUGCAUUUGAUGGAAACAAAGAACCUGCAGAUGUUCCUACCAAAGAGUUGCCUGAUGAUGAGACUGAUGAAGACUUAUUUGAAACAGAGUUUAGGCAGUAUAAAAGAACAUACUACAUGACCAAAAUGGGGGUUGAAGUGGUAUCUGAUGAAUUCCUGGCUAAUCAAGCAGAGUGUUAUGUUCAAGCAAUACAAUGGAUUUUGCACUACUACUACCAUGGAGUUCAGUCUUGGAGCUGGUACUAUCCUUACCAUUAUGCACCUUAUUUGUCAGAUAUUCGCGGCAUCAGCACAAUAAAGCUUGAAUUUACAAUGGGAAAACCCUUUAUGCCGUUUGAGCAGUUACUGGCAGUUUUACCAGCUGCAAGUAAAGAUCUAUUACCUAUUUGCUAUCAGAAUUUAAUGACUUCAGAGAACUCUCCAAUCUUUGAUUAUUAUCCUCUCGAGUUUAAAACGGAUCUUAAUGGUAAACAGCAAGAAUGGGAAGCUGUGGUUUUAAUUCCAUUUAUUGAUGAGAAACGUUUACUGGCAGCUAUGGAACCCUGUAAUAAUUUUCUGACUGAGGAAGAAAAGCAAAGAAAUCGACACAGUGCAUGUGCAGCAUAUUGGUUUGAUAAAGAACUAGAGUUCUAUUACCCUUCUCCACUGCCUAAGCUUUUUCCUUCUGUUCAGAAGUGCCAUGCAAGGUCUGAACUAAUACCAAUGGAUGCUUGGCAUGUUGAUGUCUCCUACAUUGGAAAUAAAGUUGAUAAUAGCGCUCUCUAUUUUUGUGGUUUUCCAACAUUAAAGCAUAUAAAACAUUCAUUCUUCUUAAAGAAAGCUGGAGUACAAGUGUUUCAGCAGAGUAGUCGGGGUGAAAAUAUGAUGCUGGAAAUAACACUUAAUGAUCAAAAGGAACUGAUUAGUGAUGAUGUUGCUUCUUUGGUGCUUGGUAAAUCAGUAUUUGUAAACUGGCCUCAUUUAGAAGAAGCCCGAGUUGUUGCUGUCUCGGAUGGAGAAACCAAAUUUUACUUGGACGAACCUCCUGGAAUUCAGAAACUAUAUUCAGACAAAACAGUGCCACCAACAAGAGUUGUUUAUUUAAAUGACAAAGAAGAAUCCAUUUGGAUGAAAGAAGUGCAAGGCAUCACAGAAUUUUACCAUAAAAGGAAAGGCAUCAUUAUAAAUGAGACGGCAGUCUUGCUAUUUGCCCAGCUGCUGACAGGGCGUAAAUAUGUACUGACUUCGAAAGGAGAUGUUGUUUUGGAAAAGCAGUGGUCAAAGCAGAUUUUGCCCUUUGCUUAUCAAGCUACAGUUAAUGACAUUGUGGCUUUUGAUUCCAGUUUUUGCCAUUAUAAAACAGUUGACGAAUUAUUCUCACCAUCAACCACUGUUUUUAUGCUUGGAAAUACAUACUAUGGAGCCAUGGGAGAGGUCCAAGAUUCGGCUGAUGUUGUUAAAGAAGGACGAAUCCGUGUUCUUUUUACAGUUCCUUGUGAACCUCAGCUUGAAGCCUUAAUGCAAAAUCAGCAUAAAUACUCAGUAAAGUACAGUCCUGGCUAUGUUUUAGCUAGUCGACUUGGAAUAAGUCCGUAUCUUGUCUCCAGGUUUUCAGGAAGCAUCUUUGUUGCAAGAGGUUCGAGAAAAAAUCAACAUGGAGAGCAGAAAUCAAAUAUUGGACUAAAUCUCAAAUUUAACAAGAAAAAUGAAGAAGUUCCUGGCUACACUAAAAAGUCUGGGAAUGAAUGGCUAUACUCUGUUGCUGUAGAAGAACUCCUUGCAGAAUAUCUUGAGAGGUUCUCUGAAGUUUUCAACUACGUUUCCAAAAAUAAUAAUGAGGACAUUUUUUAUGAGGAUGACAUUUGGCCAGGACAAGAUGAAAAUGGGGCAGAAAAGGUUGAGGAAAUUAUAACAUGGCUGAAAACAAAUCCUGUCAGCUCAUGCUCACGGGCAUCCUGUGACUUGCAAGUACUUGAUGCUGCAAUCAUUCUGAAGAUAGAAGAAGAAGUAGAGAAAUGCAAACUAAAAAGAAGCAAUAAGAAAGUGAGAGUCACUGUGAAACCACAUCUUUUGUACAGACCUCUUGAACAACAGUAUGGAAUUAUUCCUGAUAAAGAUGCAGAUUACCGACUUUUUGACAGGGUGGUGAAUGUCCGUGAUUGCUUCACUGUUCCUUUGGGUCUCCGGGGCACCGUUACAGGAAUUAAAGGAGCUGACAGAGAAUCUGAAAUACUUUAUGAAGUAAUCUUUGAUGAAGAAUUUGCAGGUGGCCUCACAAUAAGGUGCUCACCAGGCCGUGGAUACAGACUUUCUCCAAGUGCCUUAAUAAAUCUGUCACAUGGUUAUCGGCUUGAAUAUGGAGGUCAGAAGCUGACUGCCAUAGUGAAACCACAACAACAACCAGCAGCAGCAUACUUUAGCACACAGAAGGUACAAAUUGGUGGCCUUAACCACUCUCCACGUUCACCAUUUGUACCUACUAAGCAGCUUAAUGGAAAACAACAAUGUAAUCCCAAAAGUGAAAAUCAAAUAAACUGGCAUGGACCACAAAGAAUGAUUAACCAAAAAAAUAUACAGAAGGAUAAAGAUGAUGAAUAUUCAAAUGUGUGGCAUUCAUUACAAAUGUCUGGAAAUCCUAGAAGUUCUUCACAGCUCUGGGAGGACAGUUCAAGUAAACAUGGAUCUGGAGGAGGCUACCAGACUCAAAACACAAUGAAAACACAGCAGCGUCUUAAGCAUGAACACUCCGUUGCUCAAGGAUAUUCUAAAAAAUAUCCAGAUGAUGAUAAAGGCCAUUAUAUUGAGUCUUCUCAGCAGACUGUCAGAGCCCAAACCAAGCAGAAUCCAUGUGUAAAUGAGAAGCCAACUAUUCGCCUUCUAAAGAAAAGUGAAGAUAUAUCUGAUAUGUCCAUAUCUCAGACCCCUGGCUCAGAGCAGAUAUCUACAGUAAAGGUAUCUUCUGAAUUUCAAGACUUGAUGGCCAGUGUGAAGAUUUCAAAUGCAAGUGAUUCACCUUCUGCACAGUUCAAAGAUGAAUCCUCAAAAGAGCCUUUGUCUCCACAGUCAUUUGCAAUGCAAGGAACACUUGUACUUAAAGAAAUGCUUAAGAUCGAAGGAUCUAGCUCUGCUCAGAUGGAUAAAGACAAGACUACUCCAACUGCAACUGCACCAUCUUCUUCCUCCACUAAUACUAGUCACCCAACAAGACGAAGAUCCACUAAAAAACUAGCUGCUCAUAUCAAUAAGCCUCAGGUGUCUGAAUUAUUACAUCAAAACCACACUGCUGAAAAGUCCAACCAGCAACAAGGACCUCUGCAAUCAACUUUAGUAGUAGAGCUGUCUCGUAUUUGUGCAGGGCUUAACUUGUCUCCCCCAGACUUUGGCUUUCUUAAAACUCCACAAGGCAUGACAGUGUGUCAGGUGAAAUUGUCUAAUGGCUUACUUGUGCAUGGACCUCAGUGCCUUUCUGAAAAUGAAGCAAAAGAAAAAGCUGCUUUAUUUGCUCUGCAACGUCUGAGUUCCAUUGGUCCAAGCUUCCCACUGCCACCUCAUGUUUUUUCAAAUGUUCAGCAGAUGAGACCUGCUGUACCAUCUGGGCCUAUACCAGCCAUAUUCGGACAGCAUCCUAGAAAUCUAAUGAUGCAUCCUAAUCCCCAUGCCUUUGGCCCAAUUUGCUGGGGUGCCCCAAUUCAAAUCCAAGGACCACCAUUUUAUAAAGGCCCAUUUUCAGGGAACAGGCUGCCAACUCAAGCUAUUCCCGUUGGAACUCACAACCAAUUUGUACCUCUGCAGGUCACAAAGAAGAGAGUCUCAAACAAAAAGAAUUAUGAAACCAAGGAAAGUGCUGCCUCUGAAUAUGUCAAAACUCAGAGGACUGAACACGCAGAUAAAUUUGAAGUUUUGAACUCUGUUGUGCAAACUGUAUGCACUCCUUCAGUCCCUACAGCCACCCCUCAGGCAUCUAUAGACAAUCAGGACCUCAAAGAUAGUAAAGCCCCAUUUACACCACGACAGACUCGCAGUCAUACUACACCCUCAUCUUCAGGUAGACGGAAACCAAGGAAACUGGCUGUUAACUUUGAUGCAGCAAAAGUGACUGAGCAAUAGCCAUCAGUUCAGCCUGCAGGGAUAUUGGAAAUGGCUAACUUUGUGCAACACCUUUGAAAAGGACUGUAUUAAACAGAAUUAGGAUAUUUUUUUUGUUUUAAUUAUAAGAAGUCUCACCAAUAUUUGUUUUAGAUAUCUUAAAUGUACCUUUUUAUUAAUCAGGAUGCUGGACAUGGAAGAAUGUCAUAUACAUUUACUAUUUUUGUUUCAUUAUAAAAUUGCCAGGAUUUCUUCAGUAUGAAAAAUGUCCUUAAAAGUCGAUAGAUAUCUUGUCCAUUUUUGCAUCUCAGUAUUAAUUGAUAUGCUACUUUACAUGAAUGGUAAGCAGCAGCCUAUCUCCUGAGUUCAUUCCAUUGAUUAAAGACUGUAGGACUCUUACAUUUAGAUCUGUUGAGUGGGAAAUACACACAUUCAUAUUUUCCAGAAAGGUUUUUUGAUUUCUACUUUGUAAUCCUGCCUGAGGAGAAUUGAGCUGAUUGCAUUGCGGAAGCCUUGCAAAAGAUUGUUUUUGUUAGUCUCGAUUGACAUCACUAUUGUCAUUGUUUCAGUUUAGAGGUACGUUUUCUAUCUUAUUCCUUUUAUGUGGUGGAGUCCUUAUUUUAAGAUUUGUUUCAUGUAUUUUGUGGCUUAAAUUUUUUUUUUCUUACUUUUCUUUCUAAGUAUUUUUAAGUACCAGAUCUCAGGUGGUUUAUUCAGACAUUUUCUGAAGUAUCAGUGGGCAAUCACAAAUAAUGGAUUACAUGGAUUGCAAUUUUUCAGAUAUGGGCUUCCAUCCAUUGUUCUGCAGAAUUUAAUGUUGCAAGUAAAAACUGAAAUCACCAGAGAUUUUAAAAUCUUGAAAAAUUAUGAACGUUAUCUACAGGACUUUAUUAUAUAAUGUGCAUGCAAAGAUGAACUUAGAAAUUGCUUUGUGCUGUUUGUUUGAUCUAUUUUUAAUGGCAAUAUUAUUUCAGUGUUUACCAUUAAUAGUACAAUGGAGCAAAAGGAUUCUUUAUUUUCAUCUGUUUUUAAAAGUUUUAUUUAAAGUAAGAAAAGAUCUUUCCAGCAGCUUGCUCUUUUAAAAAUUAUGAUUAUGGAAAUUACCUAUAUGUCUGGUUAAUUUUUAUAUAUAAUUUAUAUAUAUUUAAUAACACUUUGAAAUUAUUUUUGAAGUGUGGCUCUUGACUAAAUAACUGCAAUUUUUUUUAGAUGUUGAUCCAUUGAGUCAUAUUUGCUCAAUUGCUGCUGUUCAGGUAUUUGCACAGUUGACAAAAAUGAACAGCUUUUGUUGGAAUAUGUUUUUAAUUUUUGUAAAUAUUCUGUACAACAGGCAGUAAUAGAGGAUAAAGCACUUUUACAGAUCUGAGUACCAAUAAAAUGUUUAUUUGGAUUAAUAAA
Messenger RNA from Erpetoichthys calabaricus (reedfish), 6855 nucleotides. RefSeq names its product 5'-3' exoribonuclease 1 (gene xrn1). Bases 196 to 5478 code for a protein of 1760 amino acids. The record is from RefSeq and is a predicted model, not a curated record. Gene Ontology annotation, molecular function: RNA binding; 5'-3' RNA exonuclease activity. NCBI's taxonomy places the organism in Eukaryota, Metazoa, Chordata, Cladistia, Polypteriformes, Polypteridae. Gene Ontology annotation, cellular component: nucleus. The transcript is spliced from 43 exons. Gene Ontology annotation, biological process: rRNA catabolic process; nuclear-transcribed mRNA catabolic process.